Molecule: messenger RNA, 829 nt
Organism: Boeremia exigua
Lineage: Eukaryota; Fungi; Ascomycota; Dothideomycetes; Pleosporales; Didymellaceae
Product: Crp/FNR family transcriptional regulator
Exons: 6
Coding region: 1-810 (269 amino acids)
Source: RefSeq, a predicted model, not a curated record
AUGAGAUUCGCACUUGCCUUGGCAGCUUUCGCUGUUGCUGCUGCUCAAUCAACUUCCCUCAACUCUGACCGUAGCCUUUUGCUCUUCAGCAAGACUGCUGGUUACCGUCAUGAAAGUAUCCCGGAUGCUAUUGAGCUCGUUACUUCCAUCGCCAACGAGAAUGGAUGGUCUGUCACUGCCACAGAAGACUCUUCGAUCUUUACAUCGGAAGGAUUGAGCAGCUACUCAAGCCUGGUGUUCUUGCACACAACAGGCGAUCUUCUUGUUUCGCACGAAUAUGAGGCACUACAUGAGUACUUGCUCAACGGUGGUUCGUGGUUGGGCAUACACGCUGCCGGCGACUUUGGAAACAACACACCACCUUGGUACAACACGUUAGUUGGAGCACAGUUUGAGUUCCACCCCUGCGCUCCUGAAUGGACAUGCAGUCCAGCCCAGCUCGAGCGUUAUCCCGCCUCUGGCAACAUUCGAUCCGAUAUCGUCACUAUCAAAGACACGACACAUCCUUCAACAGUCGGUCUUCCCGUAUCAGAAAACAGAACAGAUGAGUGGUACUCGUACCGAACCAACCCGAGCGAAUCUUCGCAUUACACUGUACUCGCUAUUCUAGAGGAAACUUACAUCGAUGAGAUCACACCAGCGUACUUGAGCAUGGCGCCUGAACAUCCCAUCUCCUGGUAUUCGACCUUCGAGGGUAAGGCGAGGUCAUGGUACACUGGCAUGGGACAUACUAAGGAGAGCUAUACCGAGCCGUACUUCGUUGAACAUGUUGCGGGUGGUCUGAAGUGGGUUCUCGGUCUGGAAGACUAGUUUUACCAAUAACUUGUGC